Erigeron canadensis is the source of this 3965-nucleotide messenger RNA. Its product is annotated as E3 ubiquitin-protein ligase UPL7. Gene Ontology annotation, biological process: ubiquitin-dependent protein catabolic process; protein polyubiquitination. The coding region runs from base 175 to 3615 and encodes 1146 amino acids. The transcript has 15 exons. The record is from RefSeq and is a predicted model, not a curated record. Gene Ontology annotation, molecular function: ubiquitin protein ligase activity. NCBI's taxonomy places the organism in Eukaryota, Viridiplantae, Streptophyta, Magnoliopsida, Asterales, Asteraceae.
UCCAAAGGAAAGAAAAGAAAAGAAAAACACUGAUUGCUGCGUAAGUCAUCCAAAUCGGGUUUCUGGACAAAGUCACAACGAAACACUUGUUCUCCAUAUAUACCCCCCUUUCAUGACUUUCUUCUUCCUCUGAUCCGGUGAAUCAUUACAGUACCUGCUCUAAAUUCCGAUCAGAUGGACGGACCUCAUAAACAUCAGGUAUCCCUACGCGGUGCGAGUGCCAAAGAGAUCACUAGAGAUGCUUUACUUGAGAAAGUUACCCAGGAGCGUGAAUUUCGUAAUUAUAUUCGAAGAGCAACCACUGCUUCUCUAUUUAUUCAGAGGGUUUGGAGACGCUAUACUGCAAUGAAGAAGGUAGCUGCACAAGUUCGUGAAGAAUGGCUGGAGAUGCUCAAUUGUCAACCAGUUCCUACAGGCAGAGCUUGGAUUUCCAACAGUUUAUUGAGACCUGUUCUUUUCUUUGUCACAACUUUAACAACUCGAGGCCGGAAGUUUGAAAAUAAAGAUGUAGAUUGUAUGCAGGUCUGCUUCAGAAUACUUUUGGAGAGUAUAAAUUCCAGUGAUCCACAGAGAAACUUUUGCACUCUUGCCUUAUCUAACAUUGAAGAGCGAAGAACAUGGACAUAUCAAGCAAAGAAGUUAAUUUCCCUAUGUGUACUUAUUCUUUCAGAGUCUGAUUACUCAUAUCAUGAGGGACAUCAAUUUGUUGUUCUCACCUCUAUGGCAAUGCGGUUUGUUGUUAGCUUGACUGACUUGAAAGGUUGGAAAGCUCUUAAUGAAGUUACGCUUCAAGACGCAGAUAGUGCAGUGAAAGGCCUAGUAGGGUACAUGUGCAGUGAGAAAAGUCAGCUUUACUUUUCCAUAAGAAGAUACGUCAGUAGAUUGGAUGUUCAUUUUUCUUCACAAACGGAAACUGUUGGAUAUGCAGACGAUAGAUUCUUGAUUACCGUGAGUGCAAUCACUCUGGCACUGCGACCCUUCAAUAUUGGCAACAUGAAUACGACAGAGGAUGGGUUUGUAGAUAUCCAGUCUGCUGCUGAGCAGUACUGUGUUCUUCUGCUCACUAUUCCUUGGUUUAUUCAACGUCUUCCAGCAGUGCUCUUACCUGCUAUAAAGCAUAAAUCUAUCAUGUCGCCUUGCUUCAGUCAAAUAUUGAUGUCGAAAGAGAAAGUUUUGGAGAAGAUUUCAAAGCUGAAUAAUUUGGAACAGAGUUCAAGUACAAAGAUGUUGCCACCUGUUGCUUGGAUACUUGCCAACGUUAUUUGUCUUGUGAUAGACAGCAAUUCAAAGGAUUCUGGAAAAUUCACUCAAGGUCUGGAUUUUUCGUCCUACCUCCGUAUUGUCAUUAUUCUUGCUGAAAAGUUUUUAACUUGCUUUGAGGGAGCUCGGUGGACUACAGAAGACCAGUCACCCCAAGUUAAUGGCGAGUUAUUGGUUGACAAUUUUUCUUUUGAGAUCCAGAAACAAUCUAAUUUGUCAUACACGGACUUACUGAAGCCUGUCUGUCAACAAUGGCAUUUGAUGAAGCUGUUGACAUUGGACAAGGAUCCAUCCAUUCAGAAAGCUGAGUGCGAAUUGACAGAUGUUGCAUACUAUUAUUCUUGUAUGCUCAGGAUAUUUACCAUUCUUAAUCCAGCGGUUGGGUCGAUGCCGAUCCUCAACAUGCUCUCAUUUACCCCUGGAUUUCUUUUAAAUCUGUGGGAAGCGCUUGAAAAGUCAUUUUUCCCUAAAUCAAGCUUCUUUCCCGAUGCCAACAGCUCCAGCAGUAAUAGAAAUGUAGACUUAAGGGAUGGGAUUUCCAAGAAUAAGAAAAAGGGGGUAGCUAAGAAUGGAGGCACUAAAUGGGUCAAUGUUUUUAAUAAGAUCAGUGGAAAGUCCCAAGGAGAGAUCGAGCAGAUAGAUUCCAUUAAUAACCUUGAUACCCAAAUGAUUGGGGAUGACCCUUCUGAUGUAUGGGAUAUUGAGUCUUUGAGGAGGGGUCCCGAGGGUUUAGCAACUGAAUCUUGUCAUCUAGUCCAUCUAUUCUGUGCUACUUACUCUCACCUGUUACUCAUCCUUGAUGACAUAGAGUUUUAUGAUAAACAGGUUCCUUUUACACUGGAACAGCAGCGCAAGGUUGCAUCAAUGGUGAAUACAUUAGUUUAUAACGCUCUUUCCAACAGUGUUCCCUGGCAUAGUCGUCCUCUUAUGGAUGCUGCAGUUCGGUGCCUUCAUCUGUUGUAUGAAAGAGAUUGCAGGCACCAGUUUUGCCCCCCUGCUCUCUGGCUUUCCCCAGCUAAGAAGAAUCGACCACCAAUUGCUGUUGCUGCCAGAACUCAUGAAGUUCUGUCAGCUAAUCUUAGAUCUGAGGAUUCUUUGGUCAUCUCUAGUAUGCAAUCUGUUAUCACUACAACCCCACAUGUUUUUCCUUUUGAAGAAAGAGUUCAAAUGUUCAGAGAAUUUAUUAGCAUGGACAAAGCAUCUCGAAGAAUGGCUGGUGAAAUGAUUGGACCAGGUCCACAAGCCGUUGAAGUAGUAAUCCGACGUAGCCAUAUUGUUGAAGAUGGAUUCCAGCAAUUAAAUUCGCUUGGAUCAAGAUUAAAGUCUAGCAUUCAUGUCUCAUUUGUUAGUGAAUGUGGUCUCCCGGAGGCUGGGCUAGACUAUGGUGGUUUAUCAAAAGAGUUUUUAACUGACAUAGCAAAAGCUGCCUUUGGCCCUGAUUAUGGACUAUUCACCCAGACCUCAACUUCAGACAGACUUCUAAUUCCAAGUUCAGCUGCAAGAUUUGCGGAUAAUGGCAUACAAAUGAUAGAAUUUCUUGGAAGAGUUGUUGGCAAAGCACUCUAUGAAGGAAUAUUACUAGAUUAUUCCUUCUCCCAUGUUUUUGUACAAAAGCUGCUAGGCCGUUAUAGUUUUAUCGAUGAGCUUUCAGCACUGGAUCCAGAACUCUACAAGAAUCUUAUGUAUGUGAAGCAUUAUGAUGGUGACGUGAAGGACCUGUCACUAGACUUUACAGUUACUGAAGAGUUACCCGGUAAGCGGCAUGUUGUAGAACUAAAAGCUGGUGGCAAGGAUGUCAGUGUGACAAAUGAUAACAAGUUGCAAUACAUAUAUGCUAUGGCAGACUAUAAACUUAACCGUCAGGUAUUGCCACUUUCAAAUGCAUUUUAUAGAGGAUUGACAGAUCUUAUAUCCCCAUCUUGGUUAAAAUUGUUUAAUGCCAGUGAAUUUAACCAGCUUCUUUCUGGUGGAAAUCAUGACAUAGAUGUUGAUGAUUUGAGGAAUAAUACACGCUACACCGGUGGUUACAGUGAGGGCAGUAGGACGGUCAAGCUCUUCUGGGAGGUCAUAAGAGAAUUCGAGCCAAAAGAACGUUGCAUGCUCAUGAAGUUUGUGACAAGCUGCUCUCGAGCGCCAUUGCUUGGCUUUAAACACCUGCAGCCAAGUUUUACUAUUCAUAAGGUUGCAUGUGAUAUACCUCUUUGGGCAGCAUUUGGAGGACAAGAUGUGGACCGUCUUCCAUCAGCUUCAACGUGCUAUAAUACUCUUAAGCUCCCAACUUAUAAACGAUCAAGCACGUUAAGAACAAAGCUACUUUAUGCCAUCAAUUCCAAUGCAGGAUUUGAACUGUCGUAGAUACAUAGUGUGUGCAUAGAGAUAGAGUUGUAGAUUGGGGCCAUGCUGCUAAGCUUCACCAAACCUUGUUAAUAACAACAGUCGAAUAUUCGGAACCGCUUUGAUUUUUUAAGUUGUGAAAGAUGUUUGAAAGCUUGAAUACAACACAGCAACGACAACAUCGAGACCCAAUCCCUGCAUGCGAGGCAUGAGGGUUUGACAGCUUGAAAACUGGUGCAAAGUUUUUUUUUUUUUUAGUGAUUUUGUUAUCAUAUUGAUUAUUGAGAACCUUACCCUGUCUUUGCUGCCCUUGUUACAUAAUUAUAUUUUUUUACUCUCCUGGUUGUGUUAUGUAAUUAUAUUCUCUCUCA